AUGCUGGGCGUGAUCAUUGCAUACCCUGCAGGCUGUAAUGUACGCAAGGCGGGGUUGAUCAUCAUCGUCAGCAUCAUCCGCCAGACAGGCGACCACUCUUUUGCAAGUACGCGUCCAAACUCAUUUGCCAUACCCGGUCCCAGCAUGCCGCCCAAACGCCGCGCUCCUCCACCAGCCGCCGCUGCGCCCAAGCCAGCACGCUCCAAACUCGCAAAGGAGAACAACAUCACAGACGCACAGGUCCACGAGAUCACAGAGGCCUUCAAUCUCUUUGCGACAAGAGCGCCAAUCGAACAGGCCGAGCAUGACCAUGAUGAAGAGGACGCAGACGAGGUGCUCGGGACUGGACGGCGGCGGAGGAAAGGGAAGGGCAAGGCGAAAGAAGUAGAAGCCGAGGAAGCGCUCCGAAGAGAAGAUGUACGACGGUGUCUGAUAGCACUCAACCUGAGCGUAUCCUCGCGCGAACUGCCAGAGCUCUUCGAAACACUUGAUCCCACCGAGACGGGAUACAUCACUUUCGGGCCUUUCCUUGCGUACGCAGCUCUACUGCUGAAUAACCGGCCAGAUGACGGGUCAGACGCCGAACAAGAAGAGGCACAGGACGAGGAAAUCGAGCAUGCUUGGCAAUUAUUCACCCAUGGGCACGACGGGCCAAUCACGAUGGCGCAUCUGAAGCUUGUGGCGAGGGAGCUGAAGGAGGAGGUUCCCGAUGAGGUGUUGAAGGAUAUGAUUCUGGUCGCGAAUGGGGACCAGGGAAACAACGGGGUCAAAAAGGGAGUAAAGAGAGAUGAGUUCGUGGGAGUCAUGAGAAGGGCUGGUGUUUUUGGAUGA
Pseudovirgaria hyperparasitica is the source of this 831-nucleotide messenger RNA. RefSeq lists its product as uncharacterized. The transcript has 3 exons. The record is from RefSeq and is a predicted model, not a curated record. NCBI's taxonomy places the organism in Eukaryota, Fungi, Ascomycota, Dothideomycetes, Acrospermales, Acrospermaceae. Bases 1 to 831 code for a protein of 276 amino acids.